AGAUCUGAAAAAGAUUUGAUUUUUGAAGCUCCGGUUGAAGAUGGCGAACCGUUGGUGGACUUCCAGCCAGAUGGGUCUUCCCGGAGUUGAUCAUACGUCGACGAGCUCCUCCGCCAUGAGGUUACCAGAUCUGGGGAUCUCCAUGAACGACAACAACGGCACCGUCAACAGCGGUGGAGGCGAUGACGAUGACGAUAGAGAUAACGGUGGUGAUGAACCUAAGGAAGGUGCUGUUGAAGUCCCUACGCGCCGCCCCCGUGGCCGCCCGGCUGGCUCCAAGAAUAAGCCUAAACCACCUAUCUUUGUUACUAGAGAUAGCCCUAAUGCCCUAAAAAGCCAUGUCAUGGAGAUUUCUAACGGAGCUGAUAUUGCCGAAAGUGUCGCUCACUUUGCUCGUCGGCGACAAAGAGGGGUUUCUGUGCUUAGUGGCAGCGGCACGGUGACGAACGUCACACUCCGGCAACCGUCUGCGCCCGGUGCAGUCUUAACCCUUCAAGGGCGGUUCGAGAUUCUCUCGUUGACUGGAACUUUCCUCCCUGGACCAGCCCCACCUGGCUCGACCGGACUCACGAUCUACUUAGCCGGUGGCCAAGGGCAGGUGGUGGGCGGUAGCGUUGUCGGGCCACUCACCGCUGCCGGGCCAGUGAUGGUGAUCGCCGCAACGUUUUCCAACGCUACAUACGAAAGGUUACCUCUAGAGGAGGAGGAAGAAGGCGGGGGAGGAGCACAAGGGCAUACAUCAGCAGGCGGUGGCACCGGCGACGGUUCGCCGCAAGGCAUCGGAGGAGGAGUCGGAGAUCUAUCAGCUAUGCCACCACUAUACAAUUUACCACCAAAUUUGCUACCAAAUGGCGGCGGCGGGGGCGGCGGACAAAUGAACCAGGAGGCUUAUUCAUGGGCUCACGGCGGCCGACCGUCGUUUUAA
This is a messenger RNA of Cucurbita pepo subsp. pepo (vegetable marrow), 925 nucleotides long. Its product is annotated as AT-hook motif nuclear-localized protein 20-like. Gene Ontology annotation, molecular function: minor groove of adenine-thymine-rich DNA binding; DNA-binding transcription factor activity. The record is from RefSeq and is a predicted model, not a curated record. NCBI's taxonomy places the organism in Eukaryota, Viridiplantae, Streptophyta, Magnoliopsida, Cucurbitales, Cucurbitaceae. Gene Ontology annotation, cellular component: nucleus.